Gymnogyps californianus (California condor) is the source of this 705-nucleotide messenger RNA. Its product is annotated as butyrophilin subfamily 1 member A1-like. The transcript has 2 exons. NCBI's taxonomy places the organism in Eukaryota, Metazoa, Chordata, Aves, Accipitriformes, Cathartidae. The coding region runs from base 1 to 705 and encodes 234 amino acids. Gene Ontology annotation, molecular function: protein binding. The record is from RefSeq and is a predicted model, not a curated record.
AUGUGGGUUAAUUCCCAAGGAGAAGAUCUAUCUUCGCUGGCUCAGACAAGCAUUCUACAGGAGAUGGACAAUAUUUUUGCAAUAGAAAGCUCCAUUGAGAUACGCUGUGGACAACCGCCACCUUCUUUUGUGAUCACUGAUAGGGAACGCAGUCCACAGAUUGCUCAACAGUCAGAUGACAUCAAGGUUGAUGGGGACACAGCCCGUCCAAACUUGUCUAUUGCUGUGGACAAGAAGAGUUUUACGCAUAAAUCACAGGCCCAGAAAGUGACUCAAAAUGAAGGGAGUUUUGAUUCAUCUGUCUGUGUGCUGGGCUCAGAAGAUUUCUCCUCUGGGAAGCAUUACUGGGAGGUGGAUGUUGAAAAAAGGUUCCAGGACUGGAACCUGGGAGUAGCCAGAAAAUCCGCUCCAAGGAAAGGAAUAAUGUCUCUGUCACCUAAAGAAGGAUUCUGGGCUCUGGGCUUAAGUUUUAAAGGUUACUGGGCAAGAACUGAUGCAUGGACACAGUUAGUGGUGCAGAAAAAUCCCAGGAAAGUCAGAGUUCACCUUAAUUGUGAAGAGAAAAUUUUGACUUUUUUCAGUGUUACUGACGUGUCUGUGAUGUUCACGUUCAAAGACUGUGCAUUCUCAGAAGAAGUUUAUCCAUUCUUUAAAAACUCACGCAAAGAAUCAACCUUGAGAAUUUGUUCAGUUAAAGAGGAAUAA